Messenger RNA from Cladophialophora yegresii CBS 114405, 876 nucleotides. RefSeq lists its product as uncharacterized. The record is from RefSeq and is a predicted model, not a curated record. NCBI's taxonomy places the organism in Eukaryota, Fungi, Ascomycota, Eurotiomycetes, Chaetothyriales, Herpotrichiellaceae. Gene Ontology annotation, cellular component: cytoplasmic exosome (RNase complex); nuclear exosome (RNase complex). Gene Ontology annotation, biological process: U1 snRNA 3'-end processing; nuclear polyadenylation-dependent rRNA catabolic process; exonucleolytic trimming to generate mature 3'-end of 5.8S rRNA from tricistronic rRNA transcript (SSU-rRNA, 5.8S rRNA, LSU-rRNA). The transcript is spliced from 2 exons. Bases 1 to 876 code for a protein of 291 amino acids.
AUGCCUCGUGAAAUCGACAUCUCCAAUAUCGAGCGGAAUUUCAUCCUCGAAGCACUUCAGCAGGGUGUCCGUGUCGAUGGGCGGAGUCUCGACCAAUUCAGAAGCCUCGAGCUGGAAUUCGGAGACGAAUAUGGAACAGUCACAGCCCGCCUUGGGAAGACCAGAGUACAUGUUCAAAUCUCGGCUGAGGUCACAAGGCCUCUGGAGGACCGCAAGUUCGACGGCAUCUUCACUAUCACGACAGAACUAAGUCCUAUUGCGUCUGCUGCCUACGAAGUCGGCCGGCAAACAGAGCAGGAGGUGAUCCUCUCACGGACUCUUGAAAAAGCAAUCCGGAGAUCACGAGCCAUCGACACCGAAUCUUUGUGCAUCAUCUCCGGCGCCAAAUGCUGGUCGAUUAGAGCCGACGUCCAUGUUCUGGACUCAGAUGGUGGUCUCAUCGACUGUUCCUGCGUCGCCGUUGUAGCAGCAUUGCGACACUUUCGCCGACCAGAUGUCUCGGUGGACGGAGAGAACGUUACCAUUUACACGAUGGCAGAGCGCGUCCCGGUACCGUUGAGCAUCAUGCACAACCCGGUCUGCAUAACCUUUAGCUUCUACCAUGGCGGGGAUACCAUAGUACUGGAUGCCACACGCAACGAGGAGCAGGUGCGGGAGACAUCAGCGACCUUUACCGUCAACGACUUCGAAUUAUGUCAGGCCUCGAAGAUGGGAGGAAGCCCAAUUGAUGCGAUGGUCUUGCUAAAAUGCAUUAACACGGCCUUGGCCAAGGGAAAGGAGAUCAAUGGGAUCGUUGCUAAGAAACUAGCGGAGGAUUCGACCAAACGGGACGUGGGUGGAUUGAUUGCCGAGCUCAGGGCUGAGAAUGAAAGAUGA